Messenger RNA from Trichogramma pretiosum, 3470 nucleotides. RefSeq names its product 26S proteasome non-ATPase regulatory subunit 1 (gene Rpn2). The record is from RefSeq and is a predicted model, not a curated record. Gene Ontology annotation, cellular component: proteasome regulatory particle, base subcomplex; proteasome storage granule; nucleus. Gene Ontology annotation, biological process: proteasome-mediated ubiquitin-dependent protein catabolic process; regulation of protein catabolic process. The transcript is spliced from 14 exons. Gene Ontology annotation, molecular function: enzyme regulator activity. Lineage: Eukaryota; Metazoa; Arthropoda; Insecta; Hymenoptera; Trichogrammatidae. The coding region runs from base 360 to 3365 and encodes 1001 amino acids.
UAUAUAAUUGUUGAAGAAUACUUGAGAUUCGCUCAUUACAGUGCAAUUUUUUAGACUCCAUAAUAAAAAGUAAUCUGAGUUCGAAUUCAUACCGGAUUCCGUUAUUGAAAACAAGACCUUAACUUUGAAUGACUGACUCGUAAAUAUCGGGGUUAUUUUUUGUACUAACAGCAUAGCGAGAUCUGAUUUAUUAUCAAUCUCGUACGUUGAAUCAGCAAAUAUAUCUCAUAAAACGACAGAUUCUACUUCAGAAUUGGGAACUAGCCACAGCUACCAUUUUACAAUAAAAAUAUUGUAACACAUUUUUUUAAUUUAAAUAAAUAGAUUAUUAAGUAGCAAGUGCAAAGAGCCUAAAUACAAUGACAAUGAAUAUCACGUCAGCAGGAGGAAUAAUAUCACUGCUAGAAGAAUCAGAGCCAGAGUUGAAAGUGUUUGCUCUGAAGAAACUAGAUCUUAUUGUGAAUGAAUUUUGGCCCGAAAUAUCAGAAGCCAUUGAAAAAAUCGAAAUCUUAUAUGAAGAUAGAAAUUUCAAUCAACAUGAACUUGCUGCCUUAGUUGCCAGUAAAGUUUACUAUCAUCUUGGAAGUUUUGAAGAUUCUCUUACGUAUGCUUUAGGAGCUGGUGAAUUAUUUGAUGUAAAUUCCCGUAAUGAAUAUGUUGAUACAAUUAUUGCUAAAUGCAUCGACCAUUACACUCAUCAAAGAGUUUCUGAGAAUGAACUUAAAAAUGUGGAAAAUAAAACGAUUGAUCCCAGAUUAGAGAUCAUAGUGAAUAGAAUGUUUCAGAGAUGUUUUGAUGAUAAUCAAUAUCGACAAGCACUUGGACUUGCUUUGGAAACAAGAAGAAUGGACAUGUUUGAAUCUGCUAUAAUGCUAUCGGAUGACGUCGGAGAAAUGCUUUCUUAUGCUUUUCAAGUAGUCAUGAGUCUUAUACAAAGUCGCAGUUUUCGUAAUAGUGUUUUGCGUUGCUUGAUUAAAUUGUACAAGAAUCUUGGUACUCCAGAUUACGUUAGUAUGUGUCAAUGUUUAAUUUUUCUCGAUGAUGCUCUUGCAGUAGCAGAACUUCUUGAUAAACUCAGUAAUGGCAAUGAAGAUAGUUGUUUGAUGGCAUAUCAAAUUGCAUUCGAUCUUUAUGAAUCAGCGACUCAACAAUUUUUGGGUCGCGUAUUACAAGCAUUAAAAGCAACGGCCCCUAUACCUAGUGCUCUGAAAGUAAACACUAUAACAAAGGCGCCUUCAAAUCCAGAAAAUGAUGAUGCUGCCAAUGACAGCGAAGAAAAACCUGCUCAAGAAGUUAAAAAUGAAAGUGCAAGUACAGAAGUUGAAAAAACGAUUGAAAAUUUGAAUGCAGAAGAACGUGUACAGCAAGAAAGAAUCGAUUCAUUAUCAAGAAUAUUGGGAGGUGAAAUAUCAAUUGAUCUUCAUUUACAAUUCCUGAUUCGAAGCAAUCAUACAGAUAUGUUGAUUCUUAAAAAUACGAAAGAUGCUAUUCGUGUAUCAAUAUGCCAUACUGCUACCGUAAUAGCCAAUGCUUUCAUGCACUCUGGAACCACAAGUGAUCAAUUUUUAAGAGAUAAUUUGGAGUGGCUAGCUCGAGCUACCAACUGGGCUAAAUUGACUGCCACGGCUUCUCUUGGUGUUAUACAUAGAGGUCAUGAACAAGAGGCUCUAGCAUUAAUGCAAUCAUAUUUACCAAGAGAUCAGGGAGCAGGAGCUGGAUAUUCCGAAGGAGGUGGUUUAUAUGCAUUGGGGCUUAUACAUGCUAAUCAUGGAGCAAUGAUUACAGACUACUUACUUGGCCAACUAAAAGAUGCACAAAAUGAGAUGGUUCGACAUGGAGGAUGUCUUGGAUUAGGAUUAGCUGCUAUGGGAUCUCAUAGGCAAGAUGUUUACGAACAAUUAAAGUUUAAUCUAUAUCAAGAUGAUGCUGUUACUGGUGAAGCUGCCGGUAUUGCUAUGGGAAUGGUGAUGCUUGGUUCUAAACAAACACAAGCAAUUGAAGACAUGGUUGCGUACGCACAAGAAACACAACAUGAAAAAAUAUUACGAGGAUUAGCUGUUGGUAUCGCUCUUACUAUGUAUGGUCGUCUUGAAGAAGCGGAUGCUUUAAUUGAUUCUCUUAGCGCUGAUAAAGAUCCAAUACUUCGAAGAAGUGGAAUGUACACAAUUGCAAUGGCGUAUUGUGGCACAGGCAAUAAUCAAGCAAUCCGCAAGCUCUUACACGUUGCUGUAUCUGAUGUAAAUGAUGACGUGCGACGCGCUGCUGUGACUGGUCUAGGUUUUUUGCUUUUCAGGAACCCUGAGCAAUGUCCGAGUGUAGUUUCACUUUUAGCUGAAAGCUACAAUCCUCACGUUCGUUAUGGAGCAGCAAUGGCGUUAGGUAUCGCAUGCGCUGGAACAGGAUUGAAAGAAGCUAUUAAUCUUUUAGAUCCUAUGACAAACGAUUCUGUUAAUUUUGUUCGUCAAGGAGCUUUAAUUGCCUCUGCUAUGAUCCUCAUUCAACAAACAGAAUACACGUGUUCUCGAGUAAAAGAGUUUAGAACGAUGUAUGCAAAAGUAAUUGUUGACAAACAUGAAGAUCAUAUGGCUAAAUUUGGUGCGAUAUUGGCUCAAGGCAUUAUUGAUGCAGGUGGACGAAAUGUAACUGUAUCAUUACAAUCUCGAACCGGUCAUACUAAUAUGUUGGCAGUUGUCGGAGCUCUUGUAUUUACUCAAUAUUGGUAUUGGUAUCCAUUGGCCCAUUGUCUAGCACUUGCGUUCACUCCGACGUGCAUCAUUGCUUUGAAUUCACAACUUAAAAUGCCAAAAAUGCAAUUCAAAUCUUGUGCUAAGCCCAGUAUGUAUGCAUAUCCAAUGCCAUUAGAAGAAAAAAGGCGAGAAGAGCGUGAAAAAGUUACAACAGCUGUAUUAAGUAUUGCAGCAAAAGCUAGAAAAAGAGAAACUGAACGUCGUGUAAGAGAAUCUCAUGACAAAAUGGAUGUGGACUUAUCUGUCACGGAGAGUAAGGCUGAAAACUCGCAGAAAGAUGAAAAAAGUGCUAAAGACGUAAAAGAAAAGAAAAAAGAAGAUAACGUCGAAAAACUUGAGAAAGAAAAAGAUAAAGAAAAGAAAGAAGUUGAACCUUUAUUUGAAAAUCUUAAUAACCCAGCUAGAGUCUUACGUCAGCAAUUAAAAGCUAUUCAUCUAACCGAAAACAGUUCGUAUCGAUCGGUGAAAGAUAUACAAAUUGGAGGAAUUGUAAUGGUCAAACAUAUUCAAUCGGAUAAAGAAGAAGAACUCGUAGAACCAGUUGUUGCUUUCGGUCCUAAACCAGAGGAAGAAAAAGAAUCAGAUCCACCAGAACCAUUUGAAUACCAUGAAGAUUGAGUUUCAAUAUUAUCUUUUAAUUUACAACAUGUAUAAUUACGAAUAUAAUCAUUAUUAAAACAAAGCAAAUAAAAUCAUCUAUGAUUGAAUUAAAUAUAUUUAAAA